Messenger RNA from Hyla sarda, 2121 nucleotides. It is a transcript of the gene VIP, whose product is annotated as vasoactive intestinal peptide. NCBI's taxonomy places the organism in Eukaryota, Metazoa, Chordata, Amphibia, Anura, Hylidae. The record is from RefSeq and is a predicted model, not a curated record. Gene Ontology annotation, molecular function: neuropeptide hormone activity; peptide hormone receptor binding. Bases 434 to 1042 code for a protein of 202 amino acids. The transcript is spliced from 7 exons. Gene Ontology annotation, cellular component: neuron projection; extracellular region; perikaryon. Gene Ontology annotation, biological process: positive regulation of protein catabolic process; positive regulation of endothelial cell proliferation; adenylate cyclase-activating G protein-coupled receptor signaling pathway.
CGCUACAUAGUCAUGUCUUCUGGAAUCCAUUGAUCACUGAGGGACUUCAUCUGCAGUCCUAAGCAAGGAGGUGAUGACGACUUUUGAGUGUAUCCUCCUGGGAUGUGGAGUGACGUCUUCACAUAAGCCACUCGAGUUAGUCUUGUUGACCAGCCCUUCUCUCCCACUCGUUUUAUAGGAGCAAGUUCUCUAUUAAAUGAGACGUUCGGAGGCAGCCUGACAAGUGCACACUCCUUACAGUGCAGAAAGAGAGCAGCUCGGGAGCACAGGGAGCACAGGCAACACUUGUCUGUAAUCAGGAGACUUGGCUGAGAGUUUCAGCACCACGGAUAGCGCCUGGUCCUGUCUGUGAUCAGUGGAAGUUUGGAGAAGUGAGCUCUGGUGUGAGGACAUACAGCUGGGAAGAGGGAGGCUGCAUUGGAAAGUUGAAGCAAUGGAACAUAGGAGCAUCUUCCACCUUAUGGUGUCUUUUACUCUGUUCAGUGUUCUCUACCUUCGAGCACAGGCGUUACCUCCUUUAGGGACGUAUUCUAAUAGCAGGCUAGGAAACAGAUUAUCAUUUGAGGGAGCAAAUGAAGCCGAUCAGAUGCAGGGGACAUUAAAACAAGAUACAGACAUUUUACAGAACACUCUACCAGAGAAUGACAAGUUUUUUCUGGACAUGGCGCAAGGAGUUGGCAGGACAUCACGACAUGCUGAUGGACUUUUCACUAGUGGAUAUAGCAAGCUCUUGGGUCAACUGUCUGCAAGAAGAUACUUAGAAUCACUAAUUGGAAAAAGAGUCAGUAAUAAUGUUGUGGAAGAUCCAGUCCCCGUAAAACGUCACUCUGAUGCUGUCUUCACUGAUAACUACAGUCGAUUUAGGAAGCAGAUGGCGGUAAAGAAGUACUUAAACUCAGUCCUCACUGGAAAAAGAAGUCAAGAAGAUAUCAAUCCUUCAAGCCUACGAGAAGAUGCUGAUCUAAGUCAAGCUCCAUAUUCUGAAAGCUAUGAUGAUGCCACCAUUGAUGAGUUGCUGAGUCACCUACCACUGAACCUUUGAAGAACGAUUGUUUAAUCAAAAAGAACAAGUUUACUAUAUUUUUGAGUUUGACAUAGUAUUUCAAAGAGAUUACUUCUGUAUUCAAACCAAAACCAAUGUUGUGAGGUGAAAAUUGUGGCAAAUAUGUUUCUUAUAUUUACAAGUUGAUGUUUACACUGUAAAUAUUACUUUAGAGAUCUCUACCUAAAGCUGUACAUAGAUAUGCAAUACUCAUGAAAAGCCUGUGAUUUCAUAUGCUUCAAAAACCUUUAUUUCAAUAAACGCAUUUGAAAGAUGAACAUGGAGAAAAGGACAGUCUCAAACUUUGUAGGAUGAACUUAUUCAGGGCAACUUUAAUACAAGCAUUGGAUUGACCUCAUAAACAAGGCUGAAGGCCAAGGAAGGUCACGUGUAGCCUUUUGAAGACAUCCCACUUUACUCCAGGCCAAAUCAGAGAUGCCAAUAGGCACUUGUGUGCGCGAAAAGAUAAUCUUCUUACUGAUAGCAGCCAAUCAGAGUUCAGCUUAUAUCGUCUCCACUGCACUGUAACAAUAAAUUGUAGACUCCCAUUGGGUGCUAUGGGUGACAAGGUCACAUUAACCCUCAAAUAGUUUUGAGCCCCUUAUGUUUUGUGUAGGCUUUCAUAUUCUCAUAUUGAACCAUAUUGGAUUUUAACUACAGGAUAAUUCUUGAACUCCAAAGAUAAUGAAAUAUAUGUCUAGUUUCCAAAAUGCAUACACAGAACCUGGCCCAUAUAAAUAUUACACCUUUUCAUGAUUUGUAUUUCAAUCUUUAUUUUUUUUAAGAUUUUGAUAGUUUUGAUCAAAUAUAAGGACUGAAUGUAGUGUAUCUGUCAUUUUAAUGUUAUUCUGUAAAAUGCUGAGUAUCGUAAAAGGUUAAGACAUGCCCAGAGGAAGAGAGAUAGAAGAGAUUUGUUUAAUGUAAAAAUUUAUCUACAGCAUAAAUAUUCAAAAAUUAAACUGUGUAUAUCUUUGCUGAUGACAGCAUUACUUAUAUAUAAAGUGGAUACUGGGAAAUUAUAAUAUUUUUUCAAAAUGAAUGUAACUUAUGAAAUAUGCAGAUAAUAAAGAGAUUUUUAU